Messenger RNA from Chelmon rostratus (copperband butterflyfish), 2081 nucleotides. It is a transcript of the gene lactb, whose product is annotated as lactamase, beta. The record is from RefSeq and is a predicted model, not a curated record. NCBI's taxonomy places the organism in Eukaryota, Metazoa, Chordata, Actinopteri, Chaetodontiformes, Chaetodontidae. The transcript is spliced from 6 exons. The coding region runs from base 86 to 1735 and encodes 549 amino acids.
GCUAGUUGUUGUGAACUGGAGCUCACAAACCAGGCACAGUUAUCGUCACGAAAAAGGUAGGAGAGGCAACAUAUCUAACUUAGGGAUGUCACGGUUAUUUUUGCCAAACCGUUUUUGUGCCAAAUGUACCCUGUUAGCAGCGCGCGAGUCUCCUCUGUUGACACCGCGAGGAGCCGGAGCGCGAGUCCAGCCGCUGCAGUCACAGAAGCGGAUUGUUUUUAUUCAGCAACAGAGAGGAUAUGCCGGAGGAUCAAACGCAGCCUUUAACAGAUACAGUUCAAAGUCCACGAUUUGGAUGUGUGGGGUUGGUGUGGGGAUUGCUUUAGCUGUCGGGCUGAAGUAUCAGUCGGACACAGCCGACAGUUCCUGUGAUGAUAAAGUAACGGAAGCUCAGAGGACCGAUCGAUACAGCGAUGCCAUAAAAGUUAGCCGGGACCUUGUGGAGCGGAUACAGGUAGGCACAGAGGCUGAAGUCGGGGCUCCAGGGCUGGUGGUUGGGGUCUCUGUGGAUGGUGUUCAAGUCUGGUGUGAAGGGUUGGGUUACGCUGAUUUGGAGAAUCGUGUGCCAUGCGGCCCAGAAACAGUGUUGCGAAUCGCCAGCAUCAGUAAACCGCUCACAUCUGCAGCUGCUGCACGACUGUGUGAGGAGGGCAAACUGGAUCUCGAUGUCCCAGUUCAGAAAUAUGUCCCAGAAUUUCCCCAGAAACAAUUUGAUGGACAGGAUGUCACAAUAACCCCUCGUAUGAUUCUGUCCCACCUAAGCGGUAUACGUCAUUAUGAGAAGGAUGCAAAGAAAGUGAAGGAGGACAAAGAGAAAGCUAAGCGACUUUUAAAGCCUCCAGUCAAAGGGAAAGGCGAUGAAAAGAGCUCAUCUGAAAACAAAGAUAAACCUGCCAGAGAACUGAACACCAAAGACAAAGAAGCCACUCAGGCUCAGAAGAAAAAAGAGUUUGAGCACGAGGAAUACUACUUGAAGGACAACUUUGAAAGUGUCACUCAGGCCUUGGACCUCUUCAAGGACGACCCACUCAUUUUCAAACCUGGCACCACUUUUCUGUAUUCCACCCACGCCUUUACCCUUCUUAGUGCUGUUGUGGAGCGAGCUGCUGGACAGCAUUUCCUGGAUGUCAUGAGGAAGAUGUUCCAUGAGCUGGGAAUGCUCAAUACUGUGGCUGAUGAAAAUGACCCCAUUAUUUACCACCGCUCCAGAUUUUAUCACCUCAACAAGAAAGGACGUGUUGUGAACUGCCCGUACGUAGACAAUUCCUAUAAGUGGGCAGGAGGCGGCUUCCUUUCCACUGUGGGUGACCUGCUGCUUUUCGGGAACGCUCUGCUUUACAGCUACCAGGUGGCCCAGCUAAAGGACACUGAUGGCUUGCUCCCUGGCUUCCUCAAACCCCAGACUGCCAUAGAGCUGUGGGCACCCGUUGACAGGACAGAAGCCAGCUGGGAUAAGGAUGGACUGUAUGCACAAGGCUGGCUGGUGGUGGAGAAACUACAGAAAUAUGGCCACUGCAGGAAGCGCAGACACUAUGUGUCGCACACAGGAGGCGCAGUCGGGGCUAGCAGUGUCCUCCUGGUGUUACCCAGCGAGGAGAUAGACCAGUGCCAAGGACAGACCCCCCUCCUCCCACAGGGGGUGGUGGUCACCAUCAUCACUAACAUGCAGUCUGUGGGACUCAACAGCACAGCGCUGAAAAUUGCACAUGAGUUUGACAAAGCCAGAAGCCUGUAAGAGUAAGUUGUUUACAGAAAUGUGUGAGCUUAUCUGAAUUUGUGGUAUUAUGUAUUUUUUGAUGCAAAUUUUAAAUGAGUCCAGAGAAUGUUUUAGAAAAUAGAAAAAUAAGUGUGAUUUUGCAAAGUAAACUACUUAUGUUCCAUUGCAACACUUGGCAGGGGAGCCGUACUACCACUAGGUGGAAGCAAACUACUGCAUUUCUAACACAAAAAGAAGGCCACUGACUUAUGAUAUCAGUUUGUUGACUUAAUACAGAGAUUCAUGCUUUUCUACCUUUUUAAAAGCUAACACGAGAACAUUUUAAUUGAUAUGUUUCUGCAUUUGAGAGAAAUAAAAACAUUUC